This is a messenger RNA of Salvelinus sp. IW2-2015, 1337 nucleotides long. Its product is annotated as septin-2. Lineage: Eukaryota; Metazoa; Chordata; Actinopteri; Salmoniformes; Salmonidae. The record is from RefSeq and is a predicted model, not a curated record. Gene Ontology annotation, molecular function: GTPase activity; molecular adaptor activity; GTP binding. Gene Ontology annotation, cellular component: microtubule cytoskeleton; synaptic vesicle; septin ring. Gene Ontology annotation, biological process: intracellular protein localization; cytoskeleton-dependent cytokinesis; regulation of exocytosis.
AACCUGCCCAACCAGGUACACAGGAAGUCCGUGAAGAGGGAUUUGAAGUUCACUCCUCAUGGUCGUUGGAGAGUCUGGUUUGGGCAAGUCUACGCUGAUCAACAGCCUGUUUCUGACAGACCUCUACCAGAGAGAUAAUCCUGGGGCCGCAGAYAAGAUUGAGCGGACGGUGCAGAUAGAAGCCAGUACAGUGGAGAUUGAAGAGAGAGGAGUGAAGCUCCGUCUUACUGUGGUCGACACCCCCGGAUACGGAGAUGCCAUCAACAGCCAGGACUGCUUUAAGACCAUCAUCCAGUACAUUGAUAACCAGUUUGAGCGUUACCUUCAUGACGAGAGUGGCCUGAACCGCAGACACAUCGUAGACAACCGAGUCCACUGCUGCUUCUACUUCAUCUCUCCCUUUGGACACGGUCUGAAGCCUCUGGAUGUGGAGUUUAUGAAGGCCAUUCACAGCAAGGUCAACAUCGUCCCUGUCAUCGCUAAGGCUGACACACUCACACUGAAAGAAAGAGACCGCCUUAAGAAGAGGAUCCUGGAUGAGAUUGCAGAGCAUGGCAUCAGGAUCUACCAACUGCCAGACGCUGACUCAGAUGAGGAUGAGGAAUUCAAGGAGCAGACACGAAUACUGAAGGCGAGCAUUCCGUUUUCUGUGAUUGGUUCAAACCAGCUGAUUGAGGUGAAAGGAAAGAAGAUCAGAGGUCGUCUCUACCCCUGGGGGGUCGUAGAGGUGGAGAACCCCGAGCACAACGACUUCCUCAAACUACGCACCAUGCUUGUCACCCACAUGCAGGACCUUCAGGAGGUCACUCAGGACCUGCACUACGAGAACUUCCGUUCAGAGAGACUGAAGAGACCUGGCAGAGCUGUGGAGGAGGAUAUGAUGGACAAAGACCAGAUUCUCCUGCAGAAGGAGGCUGAGCUGAGGCGUAUGCAGCAGAUGAUUUCCCAGAUGCAGGCGCAGAUGAAGAUGAAGGGAGACGAGUGAAAAUAGAGGGAUCGAAAGAGGGAGUGGGGUAAGAGAUGAGAGGAGCCCCACACCCCUCAACCCCCUGUGUGUCUGCAUCUCCAUCAUGGACGUACUGCUGGACACACACAUCACUCCCUAUCUCUCAGAGUGCCAGUCAAUCAAUCAAGCAAUCAACCACCCAAUUGGAUGUUCCCCUCUCUAACAUAAUUGUAAUUAUAAAAUCUUCAAUUUGGCCUCUAUUUCACCAUGGUACUGAGAUCCACUGAUCUGCAAGUCUCAGUAUUGUUUUGGGAACUGUUAAUCACGUUGUAACACGUUUCAUACUAAGGUAUGUUUGUCUGGAGUGUUAUCCUUUAUUGUGUAAUGUUAU